GCACAAUCUGCAACAACAUCCAGCCUGGAAUUAGAUACACAGGGGGAGCCAAAUACAGUCUGAAGAGGAGAGACAUUUAUACGGGGGAGUAGCGCACUGCACGGAGUGAGCGAAGUUUAUUAAUAACCUGUGUGAAUACGGUUUAGAUAUAGGAAAGUGCACCCGUGAGACUCUAGGGGUGCAAACAGGCGGGACUUUGUGUACUCAAGCAGCUGCUGCAGGAUUCUCACACAGGCGGGGCCCAGAGUGCCCGUUUAAACUGCAACCAUUCUUUGCUGCAAGAAAACCUCGGUGAUGACGGAGGACGGCAGCAGCGGGGAUGCUGCAGGGGGCAGCUUUUGGGAGGCCGGUAAUUAUCGUCGUUCUGUUAAACGGAUUGAGGAUGGGAAUCGGUUGUGCAACGACCUUGUUAGCUGCUUUAGAGAGCGUGCUAAAAUAGAGAAAAGCUAUGCACAGCAGCUGAGUGACUGGAGCCGCAAAUGGAGAAGCUCUCUGGAAAAAGGACCGCAGUAUGGGACUCUAGAGAAAGCCUGGCAUGCGUUUCUCACAGCAGCAGACACUCUUAGCGAAAUUCACACCGAGCUACGGAAUCAGCUAUGGGAGGAGGACAGCGGGAAGGUUCGGGAUUGGCAGAAAGAAGCGUAUCAUAAACAGAUGAUAGGAGGUUUCCGUGAAACUAAGGAAGCAGAGGACGGGUUCAGCAAAGUUCAAAAACCUUGGGUGAAAAAACUCAAAGAUGUGGAGGUUACUAAAAAGCGGUACCAUGCAGCUCGUAAAGACGAAAGGGCGGCACAGAUACGAGAAGAACACUCCAAGGCGGAUGCCUCUGUAUCACAGGAACAGAUACGCAAGCUACAAGAUCGUGUGGAAAAGUGUAACCAGGAGGCUGAGAAGGGGAAGACUGCGUAUGAGAAAGCUUUAGAGGAGCUGAAUCGAUACAACCCUCGUUACAUGGAGGACAUGGAGCAGGUGUUUGAGAGCUGUCAAGAGGCUGAGCAGAAACGCCUACGCUUCUUUAAGGAGAUGAUGCUGGAUAUACACAAUCAUCUCAAUCUUUCAAGCAGAGAAAGCUUCCACGCCCUUUACAGGGAUCUGUACCAGGGCAUCCAGGCGGCGGACGACCAUCAGGAUCUGAAGUGGUGGCGAAACACGCACGGACCAGGAAUGGCCAUGAACUGGCCUCAGUUUGAGGAGUGGUCCCCAGAGACACAGAAGACGAUUACUAAAAAGGAACGCAGUAAUAAGAGUGUGGAUGAAGUGACUCUCACCAGCAUCUUGCCAGCACGGGAUGGCGUGCCACCUGGGACUCCAACUCCAACCCAACAGCUGAACAGAGGGUUUUCCUACGGUGAAGAAGACCAUGAUUUCUAUGCCAGUCUAACAGACACCCCACGUUCAGAUGCUGCAAAGGAUGAUGCAUCUGAGUGGUCAGACGAUGAAAGUCCUAAAAAGACGCUGGACAGUAAUGGUCAAGAGGUGUCACAGGUAGAGGGCGUGCGUGUGAGAGCUCUUUAUGAUUACUCUGGACAGGAAUCUGACGAGCUGAGCUUUACGGCAGGAGAGGAGCUCAUAAGACUUGGUGAAGAAGAUGAACAGGGGUGGUGCAGGGGGCAUCUUUUAUCUGGGAGAACUGGACUCUAUCCCGCAAACUAUGUAGAGAACAUUGUUUCUUAAGGAGAACCGGCCUUGCACAUCCCUUCAAGCUGUGUGUGCGUGAACGGACAUCAAGAACAUUGGAUCUUUAAAUCAAAAUCAUUUGCUGCUUUUACCAUUUUAUUUUAGACAUGUAAGGUUUUUUUCUUAAUAAAAAUAAUUAAGACUAUUCGAUUAUGCUGCUUCCUCUGCAGCAGUGUUGGGUUGGUGACAGAGGUGUAGGGCAAGCAGCACUUUAUACCUGGGAAUACACUUUAAAGCACCUAGCUGUGUAACCCCUUGAUAAACUAACCUCGUCCAUAACCAGCAUAAAUGCUGAUAUAUUUUUUUUAUUAUAUUUUUUUAUAUAUAUGUAUUGGCAAAAGCGAUUUAAGGGCCAUAUUUUAAAGUGCUGCCAAUAACUGCCGUUUCUAAAACAAACAAAAUAAAGAAUUGGAUUUAAGGCCCUUUCUACCCACUGACAAAAUGCAGCAUGUCAUAAAAUAGGUAGUGUGCUUCAAUACAGGUAGUGAGGUCUGCCUAGUAAGAUUUCACUAUAUUUCAUUCCGAUCAUAAACAACUAUAUUAUUCCCAAAUGCAACCAGAUGCCAACCUCAACCCAUAGUGUCCGCCAUGUGCGUUUACCAUUGUCUUCCAGAAAGAGGCCAGAGGAGGGUGUUUUAGACUGUUGUGCUUUUAUAACCCCCUGGUUACCAAAGUGGAUAGCAAAGCAUUACUCUGCCAUGCGUUGACUGGCUUGGCAGUCAAAAUAUUAAAGGAUUUUGUUACGGUUUAGUUUUUUUUUUUUUUUCUGUCAAAUGAGAAUUAGAAUGUUUCAUUGACUUUGUUACAUUGUUGUUUGGGGAGAGAAGAGGGGCAGUAAUGAUAGGUGUAUUUCCCUCCCACAUUCACUAAUAAAACGAAUUGGAAGUUUGUAUUGCUUUUUCCAGUUUCAGCUUUUGGUUCAGUCAGUGAAUGACCUUAGCAGAAUAAUGUGUUUUGCUCUGGACAAAUAAGUGUUUAACUGAAGAAAGUUAAUACUGUGUGCCAUCUCAUCAAGCAAGUGACCUUAUUGUGAAAGAUUUAUUUUGUAUUUAAAUAAUUAUAAUAAAAAAACAUGUGGUUUUUAUGUUCA
Messenger RNA from Bombina bombina (fire-bellied toad), 2767 nucleotides. RefSeq names its product protein kinase C and casein kinase substrate in neurons 3 (gene PACSIN3). Gene Ontology annotation, molecular function: phospholipid binding; protein binding. Gene Ontology annotation, biological process: cytoskeleton organization; regulation of endocytosis; plasma membrane tubulation. Lineage: Eukaryota; Metazoa; Chordata; Amphibia; Anura; Bombinatoridae. The transcript has 11 exons. The coding region runs from base 295 to 1674 and encodes 459 amino acids. The record is from RefSeq and is a predicted model, not a curated record. Gene Ontology annotation, cellular component: endosome; plasma membrane; cytoplasm.